AACUUUUUUUUUUGUUUUUAAAACAAGUGAAGACGUGAUACAUUAUUAUUGUAUAAUUAUGAGAUAUAUUACACAGUAAUAUAGUAAACAUUACAAUAUAAAGUGAAUGUGUGUGUGUGUGUGUGUGUGUGUUGGAACAACACUGACUGGUCAAGGUUGGCAAGGCUGUCGCGGGGCACCGAUGUUUUUUUGUGAUCGGCCGUCUUGAAGCGUACAUGAUUUUUUACUUUUUUUUUAUACGUAUUAUGUAUUAAAAAACGAACGACGCCGUUGCCGUCGUGUUUUCGUUUUCAUUGCAUUGCCGAAAUUUAUGGUUUAAAAGUUUUAUUAUUCGCGCUUUGGGUACGCCACGUCGAUCCUAUAAGGUUGUGCUGUACCUACGCCGUUGCACGUACGCUGCGUGUUUGCGUCUGUUAGCGCGUUUGUGGCGACGACGGUCGUUGAUCAUUUCCGUGCCACCAUUUGCGAUUAACGUCAACUGUGCAUACAUUAUAAUCAGUAAGGCUUCCGCCGUAACCGUGUCGGCUAUAAUUGUUGGCACCCACUUGCACUAUUAAUAUACGUGCUCGAUUGUGGGUGAUGCUGUAUGAUUACAGUAUCUUCUAUACGUCAAGAUUGGCUGUUUUUACAAUUGUGAUUGGGGACUUGACGACGUUCGGACCAUCGUCGUGGAUGUAUUAUUGCUUCGACCCGUGAUACAGGUUUUUCUUUUAUCAUAUAUCAUAACAUAAAUAUUGUUAUCAGCAUCUUCAGCUGCCUUGAAUUAAAAAUCAAUUUUAGGAUAAGAUUUUAGACCUAGGUGUUCCAAGUACCAGACAUACUAUAUUAUUAGCAAUGCAAAAUACGAAGCGAAUUCUGGAACCCAGUCGAUGUGAACCAGCUAUGUACGAGUAUAAGAAAUCGUCGUAUGCGGAGAAUUAUAAUGUGCUACAAUCCUUACGCAAAGAUGAGGUUCUUUGUGAUAUCAAACUAGGAACAGACGAUGGUGGAGUUAUAUUCGGACACAAAGUGGUUCUGGCAUCGGCUAGUCCAUAUUUCCUUGCAAUGUUCACGAAUUUUUCAGAAAAGAAUCAAGAUCAAGUUACUAUCAGGCAGUUGGACUCUAGAGUCCUACAUCUCUUAAUAGACUUUGUUUAUUCUGGGAAAAUCUCAAUCACUGAUAAAAAUGUACAGGAUUUGUUAGCAGCAUCAAAUCUUUUACAGUUACAAGAAAUCAAAAAGGCAUGUUGUGAUUUUCUAGAGGCGCAACUAUGUCCUACAAAUGUUAUUGGAACAAUUGCAUUAGCUGAUUUACAUAGCUGUACAAAAUUGUUAACAAGUUCAGAAUUAUAUUUUAAACAACACUUUUCAAACGUGGUAGAAGGAGAAGAAUUCCUGUCCUUGUCGUCCGAGCAAAUAGUUAAGUUGAUCUCCAGUGAUGAACUUACAGUUCCAUCUGAAGAAAAAAUAUUUGAAAGUGUUAUUCAAUGGAUAAAACAUGAUUUGGAUUCCAGAAAACAAAUUUUGCCCCAAUUAAUGGAACAUGUGCGUUUACCAUUAACAUCGAAAGAUUACAUAUUAAAAAAUGUAGUUGAUGAACCUCUUCUUAAUAAUUGUUUUAAAUGUAAAGAUUACGUAAUUGAAGCGUUACAUUGUCUUUUACUCAAGUCAGAUGAGCUUAUCACCAUUCCACAUAACAUCCGGACAAAACCUAGACAGUAUGGGGUACACAUAAAGUUAUUUUAGUAAUUGGUGGAUCAGGGAUCAAUUACGAAACAUUAGAUAGUACAGAAUGGUAUGACCCAAAAAUCAACAAAUGGCAGUAUGGACCAAAAAUGAUUACACCCCGUCAUGCUGGUUGUGUAGCUAUAGUAAACG
Messenger RNA from Acyrthosiphon pisum (pea aphid), 1857 nucleotides. RefSeq names its product kelch-like protein 2. The transcript has 7 exons. The record is from RefSeq and is a predicted model, not a curated record. NCBI's taxonomy places the organism in Eukaryota, Metazoa, Arthropoda, Insecta, Hemiptera, Aphididae. The coding region runs from base 835 to 1725 and encodes 296 amino acids. Gene Ontology annotation, molecular function: protein binding.